AUGAUUGAUUUGAAUCAACCUCCUCCAAUCAUAGACCAUGAAUUGUACAACAAAGAAGGAGACAUUUCAAUUUCAGUGUCGUCUUCUUCAUCAAGAAACCUCAUUAUUGAACUAAAUGGAGAAAACCAUGGGAUUGAAUAUCCUGUUAUAGAACUCGACGUGCAUGAACUUAGGGAAGAUGGCGAUAGAGCAUUAUCAGAUUCAUCAGAUGAAGAGAUGGUUACCGAGCAAAUUGAGGAUUCUGCACCGCCAUCUAUGAUUGUGGAAAGCACAGAAAUUGUACCAAACCAACAAACUGAUGAUCAAGGUACUAUUCGAGGAAGGAAAAGAAGGGUUCUAACAAAUGCAGAACGAUGGGCAAUUUACCGCACCUUAUUGGCGAAGAGUGUGAAUGGAAAAUUGAAGCUGAACACGACAAAAGAGGUGCAACAUAUGUACAAUAUCAAGAAUGUACGAACAGUGCAGAGAAUAUGGAAAAUUCACAAGACAACUCCAGCAAACAUAGAUGUGGAUGUUUCGUCAAGGAAGGCCAAAAAUUGUGGUCGUAAAAGGAUUGAGAUUGAUUUAACUCGGGUCCACGAAAUAGAGUUGCAUCGACGAACAACACUAGCUUCUCUUUCGGAUGCUUUGGGAGUUAGCUACUCAAAACUAUAUCGUCUUUUUAAACAAGGUUUUCUCCGUCGUCACUCCAGUGCUAUAAAGCCACAUUUGAAAGAAGAGAAUAAAAUAUCCCGGCUAAGGUUUUGUUUGUCGAUGUUGGAUGACAACAGUAUGGUGAAUGACUAUAAGUUUAAGGGAAUGUACGACUACGUUCAUAUUGAUGAGAAGUGGUUCUACUUGACGAAAAAUGAUCAAACGUAUUACUUACUCCCCAACGAAGAGGAUCCUGAUCGAUCAUGUCAAAGUAAAAAUUUCAUUGCGAAGGUCAUGUUUUUAGCAGCCACGGCUCGUCCCAGAUUUGAUAAUGACGGAAAUGAAAUAUUUGAUGGAAAAAUAGGAUGUUGGCCAUUUGUCACUGAACAACCGGCUCAAAGAAGCAGCAGAAAUCGAGAUGCUGGCACUAUGGAGAUGAAGGCAAUUACAUCUAUUAAGAGGGAGACUAUAAAAUCAUUUUUAAUUGAAAAGGUCAUUCCCGCAAUUCAAGAGAAGUGGCCAAGAACGGAACAAGGAGAAACUAUUUUCAUCCAACAAGACAAUGCAAGGACACAUAUUCCUUCUGAUGAUCCCGAUUUCUUAGCCGCUAUUUCACGUUCUGGCUUAGACAUUCGGUUAACUUGCCAACCCCCGAACUCUCCAGAUUUUAACAUACUUGACCUUGGAUUUUUUAGAGCCAUACAAUCGUUGCAACAGAAAAUGCGUGCAAGAAAUAUUCGAGAGCUUGUUUAUGCAGUAGAAAAAGCAUUCUAUGACUAUUCUCCCGUCAAGAUAAAUCAUGUGUGGUUAACAUUACAACUAUGUUUGAAGGAAUCCAUGAAAUUAGGAGGAGGAAAUCGAUAUAAAAUUCCUCACAUGAACAAAGAACGGCUACAAAAGCAAGGGUGUCUUCCUACUCAAAUUUGA
Messenger RNA from Salvia miltiorrhiza (redroot sage), 1560 nucleotides. RefSeq lists its product as uncharacterized. Gene Ontology annotation, molecular function: nucleic acid binding. The record is from RefSeq and is a predicted model, not a curated record. Bases 1 to 1560 code for a protein of 519 amino acids. The transcript has 2 exons. Lineage: Eukaryota; Viridiplantae; Streptophyta; Magnoliopsida; Lamiales; Lamiaceae.